GGAACAGAGGCGAUGGGUUUGCCAGCCCAGCAACACGAAAAAUGCUUCCCCAGCUUAUAGAUAAUUUGUGUUAUGUUGCUUUUGUUGGUGUAAUUUGCUUGCGUUCUUUGGUGGCUGGUUUGUGCAGAAUUCAAAUCUGUGAUGGGCGUUCAUUCAGUUGGGAAGAAUCUCUUCUACCUCUCUCACUCGAAGAAGAGGAAGCUCAAAGAAGACGGAUGAGAGUAGGAAACACUGCCCCUCAGAAGAAGAAGAAGAGCCUUUCAGAACUGACGAAGUCACCAUCAAGCUUCUUUCAGGGUCAUCUGCCGGCAAGAAGCACGAGGACGCUGCCCCUUCCCAUCCCAGACCGAGGAAUGUGCGACCUCCACUGGCUACAAUUUUGAGAACUUGAGAUACUGAUUUGUCUUCCAUCUCCUAUUGGGUUAUGGUUGGGAUCCCUAAUUUGGGUGAAGUUUUGCUAUUGUUUGGGUUAGGUACCAAAGUGAACUUCAAUGAUUUAGUAUGAGAGGGUGAAUUGGUCGAAUGGGGAUUAGGAUUGCUCACUUCAAUUUGUAUGCUUACUACUAUGAUGUUGGGUUUUAAUUGAGCUUCAGUGAUUAAGUAUGAAAAGCUCCAUGGUUAUGAAUUGUUCAAUUGGUUCUUUUUCCCUCUGCUGGCCAGGUUGGCAAGCCAUUGCCCAACGAUGCAAAAGCACAAAAACUGGGUUUUCAGACUUGGAUUGAAGCUAGAUAUAUGGGAACAAAUUGCUUAUUAUAUCUUUAAAAGA
Molecule: messenger RNA, 766 nt
Organism: Linum tenue
Lineage: Eukaryota; Viridiplantae; Streptophyta; Magnoliopsida; Malpighiales; Linaceae
Source: the annotation of a GenBank genome assembly